CCCCCCCCCUCUCUCUCUCUCUCUUCGUCUUUCUCUUUCUCUCUCUUUCCACCUUGCCAUUCUAAGGAAGAGAGAAUAUGCCUUUCAUGGUCUGAGGUAAGAAGGAAUGAAGAGAGAGACCUGUUACAUAGAAAAGAAAUGUCCUCUUUGGUUAAACCAUCCUUGGAGAUGAUGUUGACUUCCCUUUGAAUCUCUGAGAGCUCACAGAAAGAAGAGAAAAUCCGGGGCAAAAGGAUUGGACUUUUUCGUCUUUGAAGGAUGAAGGGGAGUGAGAGUACUGCAAACAACUUCUUCUCCGAUUCGAGAAGCCCUUCCUCAGCAGAGAGGCCAGAAGACCUCCGCCAUGAGGAGGUGGACCAGAUCGGUGGUGAGAGCGAUGAGAAGAGAACUAAUAACGGGAGGAGCUCAAGCAGCAGCACGGUAGAAGAGAACAACAACAACAAUAAUGGCGAGAAAACGAAGGCAGCGUCUUCUUCCGGUUCGGGAGCUGUGAGGAAGUACAUCCGCUCGAAGAUGCCGAGGCUCCGGUGGACUCCGGAUCUCCAUCUCUGCUUUGUUCGUGCCGUCGAGAGACUCGGAGGACAUGAUAGAGCGACACCGAAGUUGGUCCUUCAGUUGAUGAACAUUAAAGGUCUAAGUAUCGCUCAUGUCAAGAGCCAUCUUCAGAUGUAUAGGAGCAAGAAGAUUGAUGACCACAAUCAAGCUAUGAAAGACCAUGGCCUUUUAAUUGAAGGCAGUGAUCACCACAUUUACAAUCUAAGCCAACUCUCGAUGCUGCAAAGCUUGAAUGAAAGAGCUUCCUCAAGAUACGGCAAUGCUUCUUGGAAAGGCCACAACCACCACCACCAAGUGUACAGCCCUAAUUACCAUAUGAUCAAUAAUGGCUCUGGUCUCGCUGGCAAUUACAACGCUAGAUUGAUGAUCAAUAAUGACAUUCAAUAUGCGGGUAAUUCUCCUUUCAGUAGACCCGACCUCUCCAUCAGAGACCAGAUCAGGUUCCCAAGCAGUGCUUCAAGUCCUUCCCUCUUGAGCCUAAGAGUAGUGCCAAAAGAAGUGCAGAAGAGGAAGAACCCGGAAUCAAAUGGGUCAACACUAGACUUGGACCUCUCGCUCGGGAUGAAAUCAAAGUCGGAUCAGGUAAAUCGCAAAGACAAUGGCGAUGACGGAGCGACGGAGAGCAAUUUGAGUCUCUCUUUGAAUUCUUUGAGUAAUAAUACGUUGUCAGAUAAGAUUACUAGAUUUAAGGAAAAGGAGAAGGAGGAGAGUGAAAUAAUAAGGACAAAGAAGAAGACAAAUACCCUAGAUCUGACUUUGUGAAUGGGGACAACUUCGAAGUGAGAUCUUGAUCAGGUACUUGUUUGUGACAGCAAUUUCAGUGGAACAUUUUCGAUGAUAUAAUGUGUACUGCCUUCAUAUAUUAUUAAGGCAACAUUAUUGUUAAUUAAUAUUAUUAUUGUUGGAGGCAUCUUCUGAUCUCUGCAUGCCCCCAGUCUCUCUUUUGUCUCUCUUCAACAGUAGAUAUAUAUGUAUACUGGGAAGUUCGCAGGUCAAUGAAAUGGAGCGUCCAUGAGCCUCUCGUUCGAGAUCAUUGAUUCGGGUCAUGAGCCCUACAUUGAUCCAAUUAGUCCAUGUACUGGACCGUAAAUUUUCCUUAUAUACAAGGUUUUGACAUUGAUUUGUAUUCUGAUAUACACAGGGAAAGGGAGAGACGAAUUUGGGCAUCAUUUGGCAUUGUUUGGAUAAU
Messenger RNA from Punica granatum (pomegranate), 1744 nucleotides. The record is from RefSeq and is a predicted model, not a curated record. Lineage: Eukaryota; Viridiplantae; Streptophyta; Magnoliopsida; Myrtales; Lythraceae.